This is a messenger RNA of Notothenia coriiceps (black rockcod), 1351 nucleotides long. RefSeq lists its product as uncharacterized. The record is from RefSeq and is a predicted model, not a curated record. Lineage: Eukaryota; Metazoa; Chordata; Actinopteri; Perciformes; Nototheniidae. The coding region runs from base 269 to 979 and encodes 236 amino acids. The transcript is spliced from 4 exons.
AGUUACAAUGAAUACAUACUUAGUCAUGAGAUAACUGACCCAUGAUGACCCUAUUAAAGUACAAUAGACCCAUGAUCAGAUCACUGUGUGGUCACAUGACACCUUGUGACUGAACACCUUCCUGAAUCCUGAGAUCUACUGUCUGUACAUCUCCCUGCUAAGUUACUCUGGACUCAACUCAAACGAUGUGCUGGACAGUUACCGUGACCAUGUCAUCGAUAUUCCAAGUGCUGUAGAGAAGCUGGGUGGUGCAUUCGCUGGGCUCACAAUGGUGCCCAACGCUGUGGGACUCGGUGCUCUCGUCAUUUCCAUGAUGUUAGAGAUAAUCUUGAAAAGCUUGGGGCAAAAAACCGUGGGCACGGCUGAAAUGUUGCAGAGGGUGUUUGCAGAGGAGAAGGGCAAUGAGGUCCGAGACCUGAUGGACGAGUAUUUGAAGCGUCUGCAGAUCAACUUGGGGAAGCCACAGCUCCAACUAGCUGAGACCCGGCAAAUAGAGAGCGAUCUCAGUGCACAGCUAACGCGGCUAAAGAACUCCAUGCUGGUCGAUGGACAUCUGGACUCUAGGCUUCUGAAGCAGUGGGUGAACGGCGCUGCGUUUCACACCCAGAUGUUGAUCCAUCAGGCUCGUCUGGAGGGGGCCGACGGGUCGAGAGCGGUGCGAGCAGCGGGCGUUUAUCAGCAACAGCUCAACGUUAUUAUGGACAAAUACAAGAACUACCUGAAUGGUAUUACAUAUUUAGGAUCAGAUCACGAUUUAUUGGGUAGUUUUUGUUGUCUGUAUUUCAAAGAGAGGCAGUUGUUUCACACUGCAGCUAAAUGUUUCCGUCAGCGAUAUAACUACUGUGUCACCGGAACUGAAGUGGUUGAGACUUUGUUUUCGAAACACCAGAUUUCUUGGACAAAGAGUUAUUUCUCUGACUUAGCAGCAAAUAUUCCGACUCUCGCGAGACAAAAUGCCACCUUUCAAAUCCGACAUUGAAGCUCUUUGUUUGUGAAGCCAUGAGACCAACAUCAAACCAAACUUUAAAAGACAAAUAUUUUAAGCUGGACACACAAAGAUUGCAACAACUAUUGCUAUGAAAUGUGGUUUAUCCAUCCACGGUGACCAUAGGAUGAAUCCUGAUGACCCUUAAUGUUUCUCCUAUUUAGUGACAUUAUCAAGUCCACAUUUAUAAUUUGCCCAAUAAUUUGGUUAAUGUUAAAAAAACUGCAAAACUAAACAUUCCCAUAAGCCUCAGCUGUGCUUUGUGUUUCUGUAAAUCAAAGCAAUCUGACGCAAUUUAGAAAAACGGUACACACAGUGACCGUUAAACCUGUUAGCAUAUGUUAGCAUAGUCAUUGUUAGAAUGUU